AAGAGGCCCUUACUCAUGUGCCAAAGAAGACAUGAUUAAUUUGCUCAGAUGGACUGUUUUCCUGUGGAUCGUAAAAACCAUUCCUUUUACUUUAGGAAUGGCAGUGAAUGAGAGACUAGAUCAUUCAUGUCCACCCUUAAAACUGGAGGAGAAAUGGCAUACCAUCGUCAGCAUUCACCAAGAACAAACAGGAUUUGAUUUAGCCGAGAAAUUCCUUCUGCGAAAAGGCCCGGUGACGGACGACAGGCCGUUGUUUAAACUAGGAGGUAAACCUCUCUUCAAACCCACCGAAUCUGUGUUUCCAAAAGGACUUUCACAUGAAUUCUCAAUUAUAUCUACAUUCCGGCUCAGGAGAACCACAAAGAAAGAUCGCUGGUUUCUUCUGCAGAUCUUUGAUAAAGGUGGAGAUACACAGGUGUCAUUAAUAGUGGAUGGGGCAAAAAAAACUGUGGAGUUUUUAGCUCAGGGUUUUCUGAAGAACAGCCUCCUGUAUGUGUUCAAAAACCGAGACCUGCACGCCCUGUUUGAUCGACAGUUCCACAAGCUCAGUGUAUCCGUCGAAAGCAAUGCUGUUUCUGUCUUCGUGGACUGUAAAUUGAUAGAGCGUCAGGUGACAGCUGAGAGAGGUGCCGUGAACCUCACCGGACGCACCUUCAUCACCACUCGUGUGGAGGAUGGACGUCCAGUGGAUAUCGAGCUUCAAGAGAUUCUGAUCUUCUGUGAUGCUAGGAUAGCCGAUAUGGACAGAUGCUGUGAUUCUCCUGGAGUUUCGUGUGAACACCUGGAAAUCCACAAACCCACAGCUGCCCCAUUGGUCACAGGAUACUUCCACAGAAUUCUGUCCAUGCCAGUCUAUCAGCCCACUGAUCGAUGCCACUGUCCCUCUCUGAAGGAAUUGAAAGGGGAUCCUGGACCUCAAGGCCCACCUGGUUCCAAAGGUGAUAAAGGGGAACCUGGCCUGCCAAGUCUAGAAAAUCUUGCGGUUGAAAAGCAAGGUCAAAUAGGGGAUCAGGGUCUCCCAGGUAUUCCAGGAGAAAAGGGAGAUGCUGGCUUGCCUGGUCAGCCAGGAGCACCAGGGAAAGAGGGCAAAAUGGGUCUACCGGGAAAAUCAGGAGAUCCAGGGACUCCAGGACCACCGGGUCCACCAGGAACAUGUGAUGCUGGGGCUAUUAAGGGUGAGAAGGGUGACCUGGGUGUCACAGGAGUUGAAGGCCAGAAGGGCGAGAGAGGGGAUCCUGGUUUGCCUGGCCAGCAGGGAGCCAUCGGAAUAAAAGGGCAAAAGGGUGAAGAAGGACUCAGAGGACUGCCGGGCCCUGUUAUGACAGCAAAUGGUCUGAGACUUUCUGGACCUGUAAGUUUGCCUCUGUAG
This is a messenger RNA of Xyrauchen texanus (razorback sucker), 1369 nucleotides long. RefSeq names its product collagen alpha-1(XIX) chain. Lineage: Eukaryota; Metazoa; Chordata; Actinopteri; Cypriniformes; Catostomidae. The record is from RefSeq and is a predicted model, not a curated record. The transcript is spliced from 18 exons. Bases 32 to 1369 code for a protein of 445 amino acids.